AUGCCGGUUAGAGAGUUACGCGACUUUGUUGGAUACAUUGGCCGAAAAGGGAGGAACAAUCCGAAUCUGGCCAUCCACGACUCCUGGCAUGGCACAAUAUCUACAGUGGCUCAGCCGGCUGUGUUUCAGUGUCAACAGAGAAAGGUCGAUACCAAUCCAACGAGGCUUUACGAUGCCUAUAAAAGGGUUCAAACGCUUAAUAGUAGUCCCGAGCAUUAUCUGGCAUUAUCAUAUUGCUGGGAAGAAUGGCCAGAUAACAAAUUACUCCAGGACAAGCUCGAAGGCAUUGCUCGGAGACUUUCAAUCCGAUACUUCUGGGUGGAUAGAUGGUGCAUCGACCAGGAUAGCGUUGCCGACAAAGCCGUCGAGAUUAAACGCAUGCGAGACUAUUAUACUGGAGCUAGCGGCUGCGUUGUAUUGACAGGGCCCGAGGCGAAACCAUUUCGACUCGUGCCGCAGCAUGACGGAGCAAUUCUCUCAGCAUACCAGCAGAUACAGUGCAAUGCAGAGGCUCUACGGUCUCUGUUCGACUGCAAAUGGGUGAGUAGAGUGUGGACUCUACAGGAAGCCUUAAUGUCCCGGCAGCUUAUCUACUCUGUAGAUAAUCAGCUCAUCGAUGGUGACUAUGUUUCGGAACUUGUCUCGUAUAUCGAAACUUUCUCAGAGGUCUAUGUCGAUGAUGGAGGGAACGAUCCAGAGUGGGUCGGUGGCUAUGGCUGCUAUGGUUGGAACCCUCGACUUCCAACAACUAUUUACUCGCGACAAUUCAGGAUGACGGGCCAGCCUUCACAGCCCACUAUUAUAAGGACCAUUUUCGGCGGCAGGAAACAACAUGAGGAGCUACGGACAACACACCAUGGCCUACGCAUGCCUCUAGAAGAGGCACUGACUAUGGUCGCAGGGCGAGUUGCAACGUACAAGGAAGACUAUAUAUACGGCAUACUAGGAAUCACUGAAAGAGGGCAUGCCGUGGACGUCGAACCUGGUAUUGACUGGCUCACUAUGCUUGGCAGGUUGCAGCGGGCUGGAAUGAUUACUGAGCGGCAGCUUGCAUCGUCUGCCCCAAGCGUGCAUCGUGCGAUGAGCUGGCUGCCUGAAUGUGGACCAGACUAUGGCCCCUUCACAUGUUUGGAGAGACUUGCUGCCUUCGUCCCUCGGCCAAAAGUCGUUUAUUCCGAACAAGGAGCAGCUGUGAUGGGAACAACAUUCGAAUGGAUUGAGCCCGAAUAUCAGGAAUUCUCUUUCCUAAGCAUACACGGAAUGGCAUGUAGGCUAGUAAGAGGCAAGGUUCGGUUUCCUGAGAUUCCAGGACUUAUCGCUAGAGUAGGCGGGAUAAGCUCACAGCCAUUCGACGAAGGGAGGCUGAGCGGUGUGCAUAUUAUGCUCUGUCGGGAUGUUGACAAUGAUACUAAGGAGACAGUAGGUAUCAAGGUUGCGGGGGACAUCAAGGGCAAGAAUGUUUACAGGCAGAAUGGAUAUGUAUUAGAACUACAUGAAUGGCUUGAGGGUGGCCCGUCUAUGUUAAAGGGGGAGGAAUGGAUAGUAGGUAGUCCAGGAAUUGGUGGUAAAUGUGACAGGUGUGAUAAGUAA
Messenger RNA from Fusarium sp. VM40, 1590 nucleotides. The record is from the annotation of a GenBank genome assembly. Lineage: Eukaryota; Fungi; Ascomycota; Sordariomycetes; Hypocreales; Nectriaceae.